AAAAAAUCAUAAUUAACAUGCUGUUGAUUGAAAGUUUAUUUAACUUUGCCCGAACGACUGCUUUAAUACUUAAACACUGUGAGCUGAAGAGUGAUUCAAUACCACCAAUAAGCGGGCUGCAUUCAAACUCCCAGCCAAUCAAAGUCCGUGUCUGGGAAAGGAGGCGGGACUUGCUAUAAGGCGCUUGUACGGGAGUCGGGAAGCUUGACAUCUUAGGCCACGCCCCUUCUGUGGCGGACAAAAUGGACGCGCGUGUGGAGGUUCGGCGGCACCGUGUUAAAAUGUCGGUGUAGAUUCGGACCGAGGUUUCGGCGUGUGUACCUGAGAAAGGAAUAAAGCCCGGAUGCUACACAUGACGCUGUUGUGCGAUUUGGAAGCCCGGAGAAGCAGUUUGAAGUAGAGACAGAGAAGCAGCAGAUGGACGACUCGUCCCCCACAGAAGCCACCAAAAGAUGGGGCUUCCGCAGGAGCACCAUCGCUAGACGUGAAUUCAUCGAAGAAAUUGGCAACCUGGACCUCGUUACGUUGACGCCGCGUCGGACCGCGCGCCAGCCCAAGGGCAAAGCACGGGGUCGCGGACGCGCCAAACAGCCAAACGAAACCAUACCAACUCCCCCCAAAAGGACACGAGCAGGCAGAGGAGCGAUCCAGGUGAGGGACGUAGAUCCUGAAUCGGAUGACAUCGUAGCGGCGCCCCGUCAGCCGCACGAACCUCAGAAAGCCGCCUUCGAGGCAUCGGAUCAAGACAGCGACGAGCUCACUCUCCGAGAGCUACAAGAGCGAGCCCGGAGGCGACGGAAAUCGGAGGAGAUCCAACAAGAGAGCGCAGAACUGAACGACGAAGGGUCUCGCGAGAACGUGCAAGCAGAUCAAGACGUCUCUUCACUCGCCGACCAAUCAGGGAUAACCGGAGCCCGGAAAUCAGCUCCGGGGGGUCGGCACGAGGGAAAGGUGGAUCCGGAGGGGCGAAACGACGCAGGAGAAUCUUCAAGCAUCGACGAAUACAGCGACCCUGAAGCCAUCUACUGCAUUUGUCAACAGAAGCACAAUAACAGGUUCAUGAUCCGCUGUGACCGGUGUCACGAGUGGUUCCACGGUGACUGUGUAGGCAUCAGUCAGUCUCGUGGUAGUCUCCUGGAGAAGAACGGAGAGGAUUACAUCUGUCCGUCCUGCUCUCCUUGCCAAAGUCCCAUCAGGUUCCUGAAUCAGCAGCAGCAGCCGGUGCUUUGUAAAGUUCUGAGCUCCUCGUCCGAGAGCCUGCUCACCUCCUCGGCCGGAGAAGAACGACCCAACGAGGACGACGGUGUUAAAGGGAAGAUCAGGAAGUCGAGCUCUCGCGGCACAAAGACGAGAAUCAAGAUCUUCCGACCGGUGGAGACACUCGAAGCCACUUCCAAACUUGAAGAGCGAGCCGUAGCGGGGGAACAGGAUGUGACAGAAGAAACGGUGGAAGACCAGGAGGACCUGGUGGAGAAGGAGAAGGAGAAGGCCACUGCUCCUCAGUGUAUCGGUCCGGGCUGUAGUAACGAUGCUCUGCCCGAAUCGGUGUACUGCGGCCAUCAGUGCAUCAUCCGUCACGCUGCCGUUGCCAUGCACGGCCUCUCAGAGCCCAAAGCUCAACCUGAGAUUAAAAACAAACCUGCGAUUAAACCCACGCUUAAGAUCCAAAAUCUGGGAAAGCUCUUCAAGAAGAAACCUUCAGAGAAGCCUGAUGAGGACGGCAGAAGUAAGGAGAUGGGAUCUGCCCCUGCUGCCUCUUUCACCCCUGACCCUGUUCACAAAGCAAUGGGGGAGCAGCAACCUGCAGCAAUCGCUUCAUCACUGUUUUACAAAGCCACCUCAACUAAACCCGAAAAGGAGGCUGAAGAAAGCGAGCCAGAUAAAACACCAGUCACUACUCAGCCCGAGUCUCCAGAUCCGUCUGCUCCUUCGGAGGCCUCUGCUGCCAAAAAAGUCGCUGAGAAACCAGCCUCCUCAUCUCCACCACUCAAAAGACCUGCCUCUAAUCCCCUCCCGAGCCGAGCCAAGAAAACCAUGCCGGGUUCUCCACGUUUAUCUGCAACUCGCCAGCUCCUGAACGAGGCUUCGCAAUGCCAGUCUCAAGAGGCUUCUAGCAAACCCCAGAGCUCAAACCCCACCACAGAGGUUCGAGUCCUGCCCAUCACUCCUGCUCCUGUUCCUCCACCCAGACCUCUCCAAGCUCAUCCGAACAUGCAGAUGAGACAGAACAUCAGGCGCUCUCUCGUCGACACCUUGCUGAAAAGGGUGAGCGCCAGUGACGAUUUGGAGAUCCCUGAGAGCGAAGUUGAAAAAUUAGCUGUGAACAUUGAGAGAGAGAUGUUCAACAUGUAUUAUACUACUGACAACAAGUACAAGACCAAAUACAGAUCUCUGAUCUUGAGCUUGAAAGACCCCAAGAACAAGGUUCUUUUCUAUGAAGUUGUUAAAGGACACAUCACGCCAUUUAAACUGACCCGUCUGAGCGAUCAAGAGCUCCUGUCUGUUCAGGAAAAUACAGACAAUCCUGUGGCUCAGAAGGAACACUCAUCUCCUGUGUGUGCAGACGUGGAGCAGCCUGUAUCUGUGUCCAAGAACAUAGCAGUCAAACCCGAUAGCAUGGCCACAUCGUCAAUGGAAGGGAAAAUAUCUCUUCCUCCGGCCAAACAGAAACCCUGCACUGCCGUCUCAGCCAUCAUCAGCACCAUGCUGAAAGACACAACAGCAGAACACAAAGCUCAUCUCUUUGACCUCAAAUGCAGGAUCUGUACGGGUCAGAUUUCUGAGGACACGGACACCACGAAAAAAGAAGAGCCGAAGACCGAGCAGAAGGAAAAACUUUUAUGUGCUUUCGCUUUAUCUGCUAAAACUCCUGCACUCGGAGAUGAUUCCCUUGUUAUAGAGUCUCCUGCUUCACCAAACGCUGAAGAAUGUAACGUGGAGACACCUCAGAAAGAGUUUUCUCCACCUGUAAUUCCUGCGGUUUCCAUAGUGACCAUAACAAGAAAGGAUCCACGGACGGCAGGAUACCGGGCUGCACCUUCUACUGCGAUCGUGCCUGCUCAUGUUCUUGUUCCAGACCCUCCAAAAAGUCUAACCAUAAUUUGUAGUGAGAAGGAGACCACAGAUGAACCAAAAGCAGUCGAGCCACCGCCACCUCCGCCUCCACCACCCAUGCCCAAAUCCAUUCUCAUGAAGCCCUCAGCUCCAUCAAACCCCAUGUUCUACAGUUCACAAGGUUUAACCACAAGAUUGAGAACCUCUCAUACCCCAGCAGACAAGAAGACAAUUAACUUCCUUUCCAGACAAGAUACGAUAUGGAAAGGCUUUCUCAACAUGCAGCUGGUGGCCAAGUUUGUUACCAAAGGAUGCAUGAUCUCAGGAUCUGCAGAGGCUCUGAAAAAGGACUUGCCAGAUACUGUUCAUAUUGGUGGUCGUAUUUUACCAGAAAUAGUCUGGGAGUACGUUGAGAGAGUAAAGACGUCUUUAACAAAGGAGCUGUCUUUAAUUCGCUUUUAUCCAGCAUCUGAUGAAGAAGAGGUUGCAUAUGUCUCCCUGUUCUCGUAUUUCAACAGUCGCAGGAGAUUUGGAGUGGUUUCCAAUAUUUGCAACAAUAUUAAAGAUCUUUAUCUGAUUCCUUUAUGUGCAAAUGAGUCCAUUCCCUCUGUACUGCUGCCAAUAGAAGGCCCAGGACUUGAACAGGAUCACCCGAAUCUUCUGAUCGGCCUGGCAGUUUGUCAGAAACUAAAGCGACCCGGAGCACAGACACACGACAUCGACGAGAAAAGACCAAGAAUUCAGAUAUCACAGGAUCCUCAAUCCAUCAUUAACCUCCCUACAAAAUCUACCGUUCCUGAUGCUGAACACGAUGAACCUUAUGACCCAGAUAUCGCAAUCGGCACUACUCCUGGCAACUCUCAACCUGAUCCACCAUCACCCUUCUCAAACCCUUCAUCAGUGCUUUCUAAUUUUCAUGCUCCUAAAACAUCUACUAUCUCAGAUGUUGCCAAGAUCACAUCAUUAAGUGCUCCACCAAAUUCCAGUACCACUUCCACUACCACUACACCACUCCAGACUAUUCUUGAUACAAUUUUUGGUAAAAAGACACACAACCAAGAUUUAGCGGGAAAUACCAGCCAGGAAACACCUAUAGUUAAAGAACCAGCCAUAUCUUUCUUGACUGUAGACCCCAUCGUUCAACAGUAUCAGCAGACUUCGAAGGCUGCAGUGGAGAAUGAUGGUAAUGAUAGACCCUAUGACCCUGAGGAAGAGUAUGAUCCAGCUUUGGGAUAUCAAAAUCUUUCCCCCGUGAAACCACUAGAAUUGUCAAAGCCUAAUACUUCAACUGAUGUUUCUAAAAGCAUUGAUGGUGUUUUUAUUGAUGAUGAUGAUAGGCCCUAUGAUCCGGAAGAGGAAUAUAAUUUGGGAAAUAGAAUUGAUUCUGUCCAUGCACGUAGUACCGCAAACCAUUCCGUUGCUCAAGGAACCUCUGCAAUAAAGGAUGACGUAGCAUAUGAUCCAGAGGAUGACACAGUCUUUGAAGAGAUGCAGAAUUACCUUACAGAUAAAAAACCCUCCACAUCUGAAUAUGGACCAUCAACAACCAUGUCAUUAUCUGAGCAGCAGAAAAUGCUAGAAGACUUAAACCGGCAGAUAGAGGAACAGAAACGCCAGCUUGAGGAGCAGGAAGAGGCUUUGCGUCUUCAGAGAGCGGCAGUCGGGGUUUCCAUGGCCCAUUUUUCGGUCUCUGAUGCUCUCAUGUCACCACCACCACGUUUCGGCAGGGAACCGGAUGAGGAGAUGGAAAAAACCCUAACUGCGAUAAAUCUGAAUAGAGAUCCGAGGCAAUAUAGAAACUUAACAUCAAAUACUGUUAAUCCAACACUGACGGAUCAUACUGACAAUGAAAAUGAAAAAAGGGAAUGUUCGAAAAGCAAGAACCCUUCAAAAGGUUUGCUAGAGCAAGAAAAAGAUCAAGCUAUGUCAUUAGGUGAGGUAGAUAACAAAAUGUUAACCAGUGCUGAUACAACAGUGUUGCAUUCUGUAAGGAAUUCAGAAAAAAGUAUACAUCCUGGUCCAUCUGAACUACAAGAAAGUACCUCUUCAUCGUCUGGUAACGAGAACAUUCAGCGCUCCAAUUCACCAUCGAAAGAUUCAGGCAAACCAAAACAAAGCCAUACAUCCAGGAGACAACAUCACAGCCCUUCACAAAGACAAUCGAGACACCACGAGAAAAGAACCUCAGAUCAGUCAAAAGAUGAUGGACACAGAAGAAGAAGGUCUUCCAGACGAAGCCGAAGUCGUAGUUGCAGGAACGAAAGAACGUCAUCAAGGGAGAGAGAGCAGAACCGCCACAGAAGUACAUCUUCAAGACAUGGUAGUAGGAGGGACAGAUGGUAUUCGUCAUCGAGAGCACGUUCACCUCGGAGUAGGGCAUCUUCAGAACCGGAGAAUAAUCAUUCAAGUUUAAAGGAGAAAUCGGCAUCCAGGCAGAAGAAUGAACCAAACUCUGCGAUGACAGACACUGUAGCAUCUGAGCAACCUGAAAGUGAAAAGUCUCAAAAUGAGGCUUUGGAGAGUGCAGAGCCAAAAGAAACCACGAUACAGAAAGAUGCUCUUACAAAACCUGAAAGUGAUCAGUCCCACCACAGAGAGCAAGCAGCAUCUGAUAAAACUUGUGGUACUUUUUCUCAAAGGAAGCAAGUGAAGGUAGAACCAAAUCAACUGCAGAAUGACCGAACAUUCAAGACAAAUCUAUUGCAAAGGGAAGAGUUUCACAAAAACAAGCCUCAAUUUGAGAAAUUAUCAAAAGAUCAUGACCGGAACAAUGAGCCCUUUUACACCAGGCAUCAGUGUACUCAGAGAGGUAAUGUGUUAAAUAAUGAUAAGACCAUACAUAUUCAGUCAUCAAGACAAGAGUUUCAUCAUCCUUCACAGAAGAUGCCUAAAAUAGAGAACGAUUUCCCAGAGCCGGUGAAGGAUUUGCCAAUGAGGCCACCACAUUUGCGUGGACAAGAUCGUGAAAUGACGCCACUUCAAAAUCAGAACACUAGUUUCUUGAUAGAUGGCACUUCAGACCCUCAAGAAUUUCCAUUGCAAGAGGCUCGUUCCAUGGCAAGUGAUGAUUUGACACAGUUGGAAAACAAUAUUCACAGAAAUAGCCCUCCUAGAGAUCAGUUUAGACCAAGGACGCCUGAAGGUCAGUGGAGAGGCCCACAGCAUAGAUUGGGUGGUCUGAGAGGUCAUACAUCAAUGCAGUCUAGGAUUCCCAGAGCUCCACAUCCUGAGCAGAUUGAAAACUGCAGACCAGCAGGGCCAAGAGGUCUAACACCAAGGAUAUUUGAUGAUUGUGGGCCAUCUGAAGAAUUUGGACCAAUUGGUCCAACAUCUGUAUCUAGAAUGUUUGAGGACUCUGGGAAUCGAAACCUUAGGCCAAGGGGCCCAAGCCCAGGUUCCAGGAUGUUUCAAGGAGCUUCGCCUCACCCUUUUGAACCUAAGGGACGGUUCCCAAGACCUGUAAUGUUAGAGGGUUCUGGACCACAAAAGUUUAGGCCGAGAGAUACAUUCUUACGCCCUGAGAUGUUCGAUGGUUCAGUUACUUUUGCAGGGUCACAGAGAAGAGAGUUUGAUCGUGGUGAUCCUCAUUUACAAGAGUUUGAUGAUUCAUGGGAGUGUGAUGCACCUCACCAACUUGACAGAGAAACAUUUUCAGAACUUAGACGCCCUCGAGGACACGGUCCACCGCAACGGUUUCAUGAAAAUAGGCGUGACAGUAGAGGUACAGAGCAACCAGAUUUUGAUGACUCAAGAUGCUAUGAUCUUACAUUCGAUAAGGCAGAAAUAGAGCAUGAACCACUUCAGUAUUUCGAUGAUCCAAGGGAUUAUGGUCCAAAUUUUGCUAAUGAAAGUAAUCUACCUCCACAACAACCAAGAGGUCACAGGUAUCCCACUCCUCGUCCUAUGCGAACCCGGAUUCCAGCACGUGCUAGAAACUCUCUAUCCAACAAACCUGAAAGACCUCGGGUUUCAAGAAUGGAAUUAAAUGUUGAAAGAUCUCAACAAUUUGAUGAAUUUGGAGAUUAUGCAAUAGAAAGGGAAACAGUUGAGCCACAUUUUGCAAAGCCUGAUAUUUUUGAAGGUGACCGAAGUUGUGAACGAGCUGCUCAAAUGAAAAGUCCAUGCUUUAACCCACCUCCAAAUCUCAGAGGUCCAAGAGCCCCAUCCCCUAAAUUUCACAACCAGAGGAUGCUUCCUCCCCACACCAUAGAGUUGCCUGAGGACAAAGUAUGUUCUUCUAAUUUUUCAUUGCCAUCUAAUUCCAGACCUCUAAGAUCACACGUGCCUAAUGCAAGUGAGGUGCCAAACCCAAUGCAAUCACGGAUACGGUUGGAUGGACCAACCAAAGAGCCAGAUAUUCUCCCCUUGCGGCUGUCUGGCCCUUUGCUCCCAACACCUCCUGGUGGCCCAAUAAGAUUCCAGAGCCCUAGAAUGCAGAGGCCUUGUCUUUACAACGAGAAUAACCUGCCCCAGCGUCCUCCCACUAGAGGACACUUCGGUGUUCGUGGUAAAGGAGGUGUGAAUCCCGGGCGCUUUGAUAAUGAUUUAAACAAUCAAGAUGGAGAAACCUUUCAGAGUCACUUUCAAGAAGGAGAAAAGGGAGAGUUUGUUGAUAGGGAGGAAGAAUACAGUAGUCGGGGUAAUAGUCCAUGGUGUCGAGGGGCAAGGAGGAGGAGUAGCACUGUAAGAAGAGGUCAUGGUAGUGAACAGCAUAACAGAGAGGAUACCAGUGAAAGAGGGAUUGGCAGAGAUGGGGCAAUGAGCAGAGAUUCAUAUAAAACCAGGCAUUGAUAAAAUAGAGUCCCAGUCCACAGUAAUGCAGGUCGGUCACAUUCAUUGACCAUGAACAAGCAGGUUUAUUUUGAACAUAAAAGUCUAAAGAACAUUAACUGUUUGAAAGUACAUGAUUAAAUGUUAAAUGUUUUGUCAGAAAAGAAAUUUGUGGUAAAAUCACAUUAAUAAUUGCUUUAAUUAAUUAAUUUUUUUUUUUUACUUGGUUUAUUAGAAAUGAAAGGUUUCUGUAUUUUGCAGAUGUUGUUAACUUUUUUCAUGUUGGACUAAAAUUGUGUUUGAACAGUCUGCAAGUUUAAGCAGUUAAUUCCUUUUUGAGUUUUUGUUUGUAGCAACAUCACUGCAUCUUUUCUCUUUGAAAGAAAAACUCAUUUGUUUUUGAAGAAUUAUUUUAAUGACAGUAAACACAGACUUUUCACUUGAUUAUAUUUGUAAACAUAAACUUAAAACAGUGUGCAUUUGUAUAUAUGGAUGUAUAGGUUUGAGUUUCGUCAGUGUACAGAUUUGUUAACGCAUAAAUCGGGGACUGUGUACGGCAAAGUUGAAUUAUGUCCUCAACAGUUGUAAAUCCUGGUGUACAUUUAGGUUCAUAAGUAUUUUAUAAACUUUCCUACAAAAGCAUUUCAAGGUAUAGUGUAUAAUAAUAUCCCACAGGACGGAUCUCCAGGCAGUAUGUCUAGUGGCAAAGAUUUCUUUAAAGAAUAAAAAUAAAGACUUGUGUUAUUUUGUUUCA
Silurus meridionalis is the source of this 8578-nucleotide messenger RNA. Its product is annotated as death-inducer obliterator 1. Bases 418 to 7845 code for a protein of 2475 amino acids. NCBI's taxonomy places the organism in Eukaryota, Metazoa, Chordata, Actinopteri, Siluriformes, Siluridae. The record is from RefSeq and is a predicted model, not a curated record. Gene Ontology annotation, biological process: apoptotic signaling pathway; DNA-templated transcription. The transcript has 15 exons. Gene Ontology annotation, cellular component: nucleus.